AUGCCAGUAGAACAAAUAGAAGAUCCAUUCAUAAAGGUAAAAGCAACGCCGUUAUUAAUCAAGUUUGUAAAAAAAAAUGUAAAUAACAAAGACGCUCCUGAAAGUAUACGGUCGUUGAAAAAGUCAUCAAACAAGUCAGACUGUUUAUUAAAAGUAGAUGCUAUUGAGUGGUUAAAUAAUUAUUUGAUAGAGUACAGAAAAACAUCAGAUAGUAAAGUUUAUUUACAUGAAUUAUUGGAUGGUACAAAUAUUGAUUUGCCUAAACCUAAAGUGACACCCAGAAAUCCAAUAUUAGAAGCAAGAAUUAAAAAAUUGACGGCCCAACAAAAUAACCGUGAAUAUCACGCUAUGACUAAGGAAGUUGAUCCAGUUAAAAAAAGAUUGCCAGAAGACACCAUUGCAUUUCAAAUAAAAGAAAUAAAUAGACAACUUAUUGCUAUUUUGCAAUUUAUAACAGCUGUGGCUUCGGCGUUUGCAUUUGGUUUUUGGGGAAUUGAACUAAUUCUUGGUAAUCUUGAUUUUGGAUUCCGUUUGUUACUUGGAAUAAUAUGUGGUCUUAUUGUUGCGUUAGCAGAUAUUUAUUUUCUAGCUAAAAAAUUGAAUGAAGAUUAUAUUGAAGUAACAAGACCAAUGCCAAUUUAUACAAAAUUACAUAAAGAUUAA
This is a messenger RNA of Cotesia congregata, 663 nucleotides long. The record is from the annotation of a GenBank genome assembly. NCBI's taxonomy places the organism in Eukaryota, Metazoa, Arthropoda, Insecta, Hymenoptera, Braconidae.